AUGUCGUUUUCCUCAGCCUACCUCACUUCUAUUAAAGGCGGGGUGUCGUUUCCUCGGCCUAUCUCGCUUGUAUUGGCGACAGAUGUCGCUUUCCUCGGCCUCUCGCAUCUAUUAGAGGCAGAGGCAGAUGUCGCUUUCCUAGGCCUAUCACGACUCUAUUAUCGGCAUAUGUUGCUUUCCUCGGCCUACCUCGUAUCUAUUAGAGAAGCAGAUGUCGUUUUCUUCGUCCCACCUCGCAUUUUUAGAGGCAGAUGUCGCUUUCCUCGGACUAUCAGGCGUCUAUUAGAGGCAGGUGUCGAUUUCCUCGACGUACCUUGCUUAUGCAGAUGUCGCUUUCCUCGGCUUAGAUCGCUUUUAUUAGAGGCAGAUGUCGCUUCCCUUGGCCUACCUGGCUUUUGUUUGGGGCAUAUGACGCUGUCCUCGGCCUACCUCACUUCUAUUAGGGCAGAGGUAGGUAUCUCUUUCUUAAGCUACCUCACUUCUAUUAGUGGCAGAUGUCGCUUUCUUCGGUCUACCUCGCUUCUAUUAAGAGGCGGACGAUGCUUUCCUUGGUCUACCUCGCUUCUAUUCGUGGCAGAUGUCAAUUUCCCCGGCCUACCACUCUUCUAUUGUAGCGGUAGAUUUCGUUUUCCUCGGCCUACCUCACUUAUGUUAGAGGCAGGUGUCGCUUUCUUCGGCACCUCGCUUCUAUUAGUGGCUGAUGCUGCAUUCUUCGGCCUACUCCAUUUCUAUUCGAGGCAGAUGUCGAUUUCCUCGGCCCACCUCACAUGUAUUAGAGGCAGAUGUCGCUUCCCUCGGCCCAUCUCCCUUUUUGGGGAGCAGAUGUCGCUUUCCUCGGCCUACCCCGCCUCUAUUAGAGGCAUGUGA
Acanthosepion pharaonis is the source of this 867-nucleotide messenger RNA. Lineage: Eukaryota; Metazoa; Mollusca; Cephalopoda; Sepiida; Sepiidae. The record is from the annotation of a GenBank genome assembly.